This is a messenger RNA of Xenia sp. Carnegie-2017, 2180 nucleotides long. RefSeq names its product src substrate cortactin-like. Gene Ontology annotation, cellular component: plasma membrane; actin filament; cortical actin cytoskeleton. Gene Ontology annotation, molecular function: actin filament binding. Bases 116 to 1795 code for a protein of 559 amino acids. NCBI's taxonomy places the organism in Eukaryota, Metazoa, Cnidaria, Anthozoa, Malacalcyonacea, Xeniidae. Gene Ontology annotation, biological process: regulation of actin filament polymerization. The transcript is spliced from 22 exons. The record is from RefSeq and is a predicted model, not a curated record.
AAAGAGGUGUGGUAAAAAUAGACAGGAAGUAGGGAAGUGCGUUGUGUUUACAACACAAAUAGAAAUCGUCUGACAACAGAGCAAAGUCAGUAACUUUUUUUCAAUUUCGAAGAAAAUGUGGAAAGCAGCAGCAGGCCAUAAUGUUCAGAUGGAUAACGGAGACGACGACGAUUGGGAAACCGAUCCUGAUUUUGUGAAUGAUGUUUCCGAGAAGGAACAAAGAUGGGGAGCAAAAACUGUGGAAGGCUCAGGUCACAUGGAAUCAAUUAACAUCAACGAUCUAAGAAAGAAUGUCACUAAAGAUCAUCAAGAUAUUAAGAAAGAUGAAGCGGAGAAAGGACCCAAAGCAUCUUACGGAUAUGGUGGUAAAUUUGGGGUUCAGAAAGAUAGAAUGGAUAAGUCUGCUUUGGGUCAUGAUCAUGUUGAAGACCUGUCCAAGCAUAGCUCUCAAGUUGAUGCAGCCAAGGGAUUUGGUGGCAAGUUUGGAGUUCAAAAAGACCGCGUUGAUAAGUCUGCUGUUGGCUUUGAUUAUGAAGGCAAAACUGAAAAACAUGCCUCGCAAAAAGACUAUUCCAAGGGAUUUGGUGGAAAAUAUGGCGUUCAGAAAGACAGAGUUGAUAAGUCAGCUGAGGGUUGGGAGUACCAGGCCGAGUUGGAAAAACAUGAAUCGCAGAAAGAUUACAGCAAAGGAUUUGGUGGUAAAUAUGGCAUUCAAAAAGAUCGCGUUGACAAGAGUGCUGAAGGUUGGGAUUAUGAAGGAAAAACAGAAAAACAUGCUUCUCAGAAAGACUAUUCAACUGGUUUUGGCGGAAAGUACGGGGUCCAAACAGAUCGAGUCGAUAAAAGUGCUGAAGGUUGGGAUUAUGAAGGAAAAACAGAGAAACAUGCUUCUCAGAAAGACUAUUCAACUGGUUUUGGAGGAAAGUACGGGGUCCAAACGGAUCGAGUCGAUAAGUCCGCAGUGGGAUACGAAUACCAAUCGGUAACAGAGAAACAUGCUUCGCAAAAAGAUUAUUCUGCUGGAUUCGGCGGGAAAUAUGGUGUGCAAACCGAUCGUGUUGACGAGUCUGCCGGAACAUUCGAAGACAUGAGCGAUGUGAAAUCGACUUACAAAACAGCGAAGCCAAGCGUGAGCACAGGAGCUGCGGGAAGUCUGAAAGCGCGCUUUGAAAACAUGGCGAAAGCCGGCGAAGAGGAAGACAGAAAGAGAGCCGAAGAGGAGAAGGCCCGUCGCAUUGCACGGGAGAAGAGAGAACGCGAAGCAGCCGAAAGACGACAGGCUCAGGAGGCAGAACGGGAAAGAGCUGCUCAAGAAGCAGAGGAAUCCGAAAGAGCCGAAGCAGAACGUGCAGAGGCCGAACUGGCCGAAGCUGAGGCGAGAGAACGCGAGGAAGCAGAACGUGCUGAAGCUGAGGCGAGAGAACGCGAGGAAGCAGAACGUGCCGAAGCUGAGGCGAGAGAACGCGAGGAAGCAGAACGUGCCGAAGCUGAGGCGAGAGCACGCGAGGAAGCAGAACGUGCCGAAGCCCCUGGCGGUAAUUAUGAAGACACUGGCGAUGAUUAUGGCUACAAUGAACCAGAGGAUGAUCAUCUUUACGGCAACGUUGAUGAUACUGUCGACACUGGUGUAACAGCUGUUGCCUUAUACGAUUAUCAAGCAGCUGAUGAUGACGAACUGACGUUUGACCCCGACGAGAUAAUCACAAACAUCGAGCAGAUAGACGAAGGAUGGUGGCGUGGCUGCUGUCGCGGAAAAGUUGGCAUAUUUCCCGCAAAUUAUGUCGAAUUGCAGUAAAACGUAUCGCAAAAAUUUGCUGGAAAUUAAUUUGGCAUUUUACACCUUUCGCUCAUGCUAUAGUUUGUCGUCGUUGCGAAAGACUUCAUUCGAAAUAAGUUAUUCAAUUGUGUCGUGGUAUGAAAUGCGAACUUUAGUGAACAAAUUUUUUUAUUUUGGAAAAAUUAAUUCGGAUACUGGACAAUUCAUUUUUCCAAAUAGUUCAAUAUCGAUGAUGUUUUGUUGACCGAAAGUUUAUUCUCGUCAAAGAAUGAAGCGAAUUCUUAAUGUCAUUAAAUUUUUGCUAUUCAAGUGUUGCCGUCGUAAUAUUAUAUACUUUUCUUUUGAUCAAGACAUGUAAUCGGUAGUUUAUCGUUUUAUAGGAAAUAUAAUUUUUUACAACUGA